AUGCGCCCUAUUUUGUUGUCGGGACAUGAACGUUCCCUGAACCAAAUUCGAUUCAACCGCGAUGGCGAUCUUCUUUUUUCCGUUGCGAAGGAUAAAAUUGUUUGCGCAUGGUGGUCGGCAAAUGGCGAGCGUCUUGGAACGUACUCUGGUCACCAGGGUGCCGUCUGGACUGUUGAUGUGAGCCCUAACACCGUUCUUCUCGCGACUGGCUCCGCAGACAACACCGUACGGUUAUGGAAUAUCAAGACUGGCGAGUGCGUGAAAGUAUGGGACUUCCCGACAGCCGUGAAGCGGGUGGCAUUCUCUCCCGAUGGAAGCCAGUUGCUGGCCGUCACAGAAAAGCGUAUGGGUUUCCUGGGUACAAUCGCAAUCCUCGACAUCGCCUACGGUGAUGGUGAGGGAAACAACCUAGACCAGCAGGCUGAUGAGCCGACCCUGCGCAUUACCUGUGAUGAGAGCAAGGCUACUGUGGCAGGGUGGAGCUACUUGAGCAAGUACAUCAUCGCAGGACACGAGGAUGGCAGCGUCAGCCAAUAUGACCCCAAGACUGGUGAUCAGUUGGAGAACGUCCAGGUCCACGAGUUCGAUAUGCAGAUCACCGAUAUCCAAUUCUCCAGUGACCGCACCCACUUCAUCACUGCCUCCAAGGACAAGUCCGCCAAGCUCAUGUCCUCCCGUGACCUCGCCAUCUUCAAGACCUACACCUCCGACACUCCCCUCAACUCAGCCGCCAUAACCCCUAAAAAGGACUACGUGAUUCUGGGUGGUGGACAGGCUGCCAUGGAUGUCACCACCACAUCUGCCCGCCAGGGUAAAUUUGAGGCUCGUUUCUACCACAAGAUCUUCGAAGACGAGAUUGGCCGUGUCCGUGGUCACUUCGGUCCCCUUAACACUAUCGACGUGCACCCCGCCGGUACCGCAUAUGCCUCCGGUGGUGAGGACGGUUACGUCCGUAUCCACCACUUCGACAAGUCUUACUUUGACUUCAUGUAUGAGGUUGAGCGGGAGCAGCAGCGGAAGGGAGGAGAUUAA
Molecule: messenger RNA, 1032 nt
Organism: Penicillium taxi
Lineage: Eukaryota; Fungi; Ascomycota; Eurotiomycetes; Eurotiales; Aspergillaceae
Gene: tif34
Product: translation initiation factor eIF3 subunit i
Exons: 4
Coding region: 1-1032 (343 amino acids)
Biological process (GO): cytoplasmic translational initiation
Cellular component (GO): cytoplasm; eukaryotic translation initiation factor 3 complex, eIF3m
Molecular function (GO): protein binding; RNA binding; translation initiation factor activity
Source: RefSeq, a predicted model, not a curated record